AUGAGUUAUAAAACCAACUAUGAGCUCUACUCUCGUGGAAGCAUCGAUAGCAGACGGUCACCACCACCAUCAGAUGAGCUUCUCUCACCGUUAGCAACGCUCUACCCGCAUGUUGCCGCCCUGCAGCCACAGUACAAUCCCAGCAACUGCACCUUCACCGGUUACCGAGAAACGGGAUAUUGGGCUGCAGCCUACACUACACAGCCUGUGGAUGAUUCCUCGAUAUCCAUGCGUCGCACUGGUAAGCUUUAUCCUGUCUUUUCUUCUUCGGUCGCAUUUAGUUCUAACAUUCCCCAGAUGGAAGACCAUGUCGAUUUGUUUCUAAAAUACGCCGACUCCUCAGUCGAGACGAUUUAA
This is a messenger RNA of Penicillium psychrosexuale, 357 nucleotides long. RefSeq lists its product as uncharacterized. The coding region runs from base 1 to 357 and encodes 118 amino acids. The transcript has 2 exons. NCBI's taxonomy places the organism in Eukaryota, Fungi, Ascomycota, Eurotiomycetes, Eurotiales, Aspergillaceae. The record is from RefSeq and is a predicted model, not a curated record.